Messenger RNA from Spodoptera frugiperda (fall armyworm), 4908 nucleotides. RefSeq names its product G protein-coupled receptor kinase 1 (gene Gprk1). NCBI's taxonomy places the organism in Eukaryota, Metazoa, Arthropoda, Insecta, Lepidoptera, Noctuidae. Bases 393 to 2516 code for a protein of 707 amino acids. The transcript is spliced from 16 exons. The record is from RefSeq and is a predicted model, not a curated record. Gene Ontology annotation, molecular function: ATP binding; G protein-coupled receptor kinase activity; G protein-coupled receptor binding. Gene Ontology annotation, biological process: regulation of signal transduction; G protein-coupled receptor signaling pathway; protein phosphorylation.
GCGUAAUCAGUAUAUCGCACUGAUGUGUGUGUGAAGUCGCGCGGAGUGACGGGUGUUGGAUUAGAUUACGUUUCUUGCGAUUGUAAAUCAUUAUUUGUUAUAGCUUCUUUCUGUGUAAAAUCUACUGCGCUUAAUUACAAACUUAACGUUUAUCUGUAAUGAUAAUUUGCCAAUAAGUUACGUGGUCCUAUGUUAAUAAAAAAAUAUUCUGCGAAUGUGAGUGAUCAGCAUGUGUCACCACUCAUCAACAAAUUCUGUGAAACGGUGAACAGUCGCGAUGUGAGGAAAGCUAUGACUAUCAGCUGAAAAUCAACUUGAUUUAGUUAGUGUUUGUGUUGCGAACCAGUGUUAUUUAUUAUUUGUCUGGUGAAGGUGAUAAAUUGAGACUCAAAAUGGCGGACCUCGAGGCUGUGCUGGCAGACGUCAGCUACUUGAUGGCUAUGGAGAAGUCGAAAUGCACUCCUGCAGCUCGGGCCAGUAAAAAGAUUGUUCUCCCAGACCCAAGUGUUCGGAGUGUAAUGCACAAAUACAUGGAAAAGAAGAAUGAAGUAAAUUUCGACAAAAUAUUCAAUCAAGUCUUAGGUUAUUUAUUAUUUAAGGAAUUUUGUGAACAGACUACUGAUGACCAAGUGCCACAAUUAAGAUUUUAUGAAGAGAUUAAAUUAUAUGAAAAACAAGAAUGUGUCGAAGAGAGGCGGCGGAUCGCCAGAGAUAUAUAUGACAAUUUUAUUAUGAAAGAACUUCUAGCACAUUCACAUGAUUAUUCUAAAGAGUGUGUAGCGCAUGUACAAAAAUAUUUAAUGAAGCACGAAGUACCACCGAACCUAUUUGAGCCCUACAUUGAGGAAAUAUUCCAACAUCUACGAGGGGAGCCAUUUAAAAAUUUCUUAGAAAGUGACAAAUACACGAGGUUUUGUCAAUGGAAAAACUUAGAAUUAAACAUUCAGCUCACAAUGAACGACUUCAGCGUGCAUCGCAUCAUCGGCCGGGGCGGAUUCGGAGAGGUGUACGGGUGUCGGAAGGCGGAUACGGGCAAAAUGUACGCGAUGAAAUGCCUCGACAAGAAGCGUAUAAAAAUGAAGCAAGGGGAGACUCUCGCCCUCAACGAGAGGAUUAUGCUCUCUCUAGUCAGUACUGGGGUGGACUGCCCAUUCAUCGUGUGCAUGACGUAUGCGUUCCACACGCCGGACAAGCUCUGUUUUAUCCUGGACCUGAUGAACGGUGGCGACCUGCACUAUCAUUUGUCACAACAUGGCGUCUUCAACGAGGCCGAGAUGAAGUUCUAUGCUGCUGAAGUUAUAUUAGGUUUGGAACACAUGCACAAGCGUCACAUAGUGUAUAGAGAUCUGAAGCCAGCGAACAUUCUGCUCGAUGAACACGGACACGUCAGAAUAUCUGAUCUUGGACUAGCCUGCGACUUCUCCAAGAAGAAACCACAUGCUAGUGUUGGUACCCACGGCUACAUGGCGCCCGAAGUUCUCUCCAAAGGCACCGGCUACGAUUCUUCCGCUGACUGGUUCAGCUUCGGCUGCAUGCUGUACAAGCUACUCAAAGGACACUCGCCAUUCCGCCAACACAAGACCAAGGACAAACAUGAAAUCGACAGGAUGACCCUUACAAUGAAUUACGAUAUAUUGCAGAACGUGGAGCUUCCAGACUCGUUCAGCCCUAGCUUGAAGAGUUUACUAGAGGGGCUACUGCAGAGAGACAUUAACAAGCGGCUUGGAUGCAAAGGACGGGGUGCUGAUGAAGUGAAAGAGCAUGUAUUCUUCGCGGGCAUUGAUUGGCAGCAGGUCUACCAUCAGAAGUACACGCCGCCACUGAUCCCGCCGCGGGGAGAGGUCAACGCUGCCGACGCCUUCGAUAUCGGCAGCUUUGACGAGGAGGACACUAAGGGCAUCAAACUAACGGAAGCGGAUCAGAUGCAAUACAAGGACUUCCCGCUGGUGAUAUCGGAGCGCUGGCAGUCCGAGGUGGCCGAGACGGUGUUCGAGACCAUCAACCAGGAGGCCGACAAGAUGGAGCAGAAGAAGAAGGCCAAGCAGAAACAGAAGUUCGAUGCUGAUGAGAAAGAAUCGGAUUGCAUACUGCACGGAUACAUCAAGAAGCUGGGCGGUCCUUUCGCAAGCGCAUGGCAGACACGCUACGCGAAGCUUUACCCGAACAGGUUGGAGCUCCACCUGGAGAACAGUGCCAAGCCUGAGAUGAUUCUGCUGGACUCUGUGGAGGAGGUCUCGUCAGACCUCGUGUCCAUCAAGGGCGAGCAGUGCAUUGUUCUGAGGACUAGAAACGAUACCAAAAUCGUGCUCACUAAUACUGAUGAAAUCGGGCUGAAGGAGUGGGCGCUGUCGCUGCGGUCGGCGCACAAGUGCUCGCAGGAGCUGCUGGCGUCCAUGGCGCGCAAGGCGGGCAAGAUCUACGGCACCGACGGCAACAAGGACGCCAUGUCGCUGGUGCGCGCGCCCGCGCCGCAGCCCUCGCCGGCCCUGGCGCGCGCGCCCAACGGGACCAACUAGCAUGAGCUUCCCGCGCCCAACAAGGGCGCGAAGAUGUUCCGCCGCUCCAAGAGUGCGGCGCAACUCAUCAAGUGAGCGCCCGCACACUGCCGCGCUGUACGCGCCGUGCACGCGCAGUGUACGCGCACUGCCCGCACGGUACACGCGCAGUGCCCGCACGGUACACGCGCCAUCCACGCGCAGUGUCAGCGCAAUAUACGCGCAGUGCCCGCUCCCACGUUUGCUCCCGCGCCGGCUGGCGCCGCCGCCGAAGCACGAUGAACUCUUAGUGACUCUUUAGGACUGCCAAUUAUUAAUAAAUGAAUGCUGAUCGCAUUUUAUUGUUGUACGAAUUAAUGUGAUAGGACCGAUCAAAUUAAAAGUACGAUAUAUAAAUAUAUAUUUCGUUUACCUCCAGUGAUUUUCGAUUGUGGAUAAAUAGUAACUUUUGUAAUCGUUUGCACCGAUUGAAUUUUGUAAUUAUUAACGUAACGUUCUGGAUGUUGUAUUUAACUCUGUGGUAGGUAUUGUAAAAAUUUAAUAACUUAUAAUUCGAGUAGAUAAGCAUAGCGACUACCUAUAUGUGUUUGUGCAAUAGAUCAAAAAUAUAUUAAAUAAAGUAAAAAGUAAUAAAAACGUAACGAGUAAUCGGUCGAGUCGGUUAAAUUUAAAAUUAGUGAGUCUUGACAAUUUUAAUGCAAUUGGAUUGUUCGUUGUGCGUAUAAUAUAGAAGCUUGAAAUUAAUCGAUUUAUAUCGUAAUUAGAAAUUCUAGCACUUUGGUUACGACUCUGAUAAUAUAAUUGCACACAGGUGGGGAGAUUGUUCGAGCUAAGUUUGUGUUGUCUCCGGUGGCUCUCUCGCGCAAACUAACUUGCAACUAGUUCCUGGAAUGUAACGUAACGCGGAACAAUGUGUUUAUUUAUUGUAACGGUACUUAAUAUAACACUGGUCUGUUGUGUUCGGAACCAACUGUUCAUUAAGUUUCAACAUUAUUUAUAUAAAUAGAAGGAAAUGUAAGUAGAUCUAAUAAAAAUCUCUUUUUCAUAUAUUAUAUUUAGAGGCAAUACUUUUCUAACAACAUUUAGGUGUGAUUAAUAACAAUAGUUGUAAAGGCAAUAUUUAGAUGUUUAGUGCGCGGUGUUAGGAAUAAUAACAGAUGCACUACACACAUAUUAUGAAAGAAAUAAAUUUAUUAAAGCAUGUUCAAUGUUCAUGAAUUUAAGUGGGAACCAUUUUAGUUAGUAUUUAUUCCAUAGACGAUUUAUUAUGGCCUGGCCACGAUGACAUUUGUAUGUUGUGUAUGUUUUUAUAAUAAUUGUAUAGCAAUGCAAAUUUUUAGUUAUAAAUUGUUUUGGGUCUGAUGCAGAUUUAGUUUAAUUUGUAAUCAUGAUGGUGUUAUAUUCGUUGCCAUGAUUUUGAUAGGCUUAUAUUAAUAUUGUACGUUAUGAUUUCCCGUAUUCAUGAUAAGUGAUAAUUUAAGAAGCUGAGCAAUACUUAGAUCGUGGUUAUCAGGGUGAAAUGUGAAUUUCAACUCAUGUCGUUAAUUUUAAUGCUCUUCCGAUACCGAAUUUAUGAGGUUUGUUUUAAACACAUGUAGUUGUAUAGUCGGUGAAUAUUAUAGAAGUAUCCAUUAGCAUUGCUUCGCUUCUUAUUCUUACAAAAUUACGUACGCAUUAGUUUAGCAUGCGGGUGACGCAUAUUGAAUAAAAUUACACUGAUAUAUUACAUCGUUUUGUUAUAGAAUUUAGAUGCUAGUCAAAUAAUUACUACAUUUAUUGAUUUUAAUGAAAAUAAGUAAUUUAUAUGUAUAAUGUAAUAGCUAUUAUAGCUAAGCAGUAUUAUAGGUUAGUUGUUUUCUUGAUAAAAUCUUUCUAUUGUGAUAUGUUUCAAACGUUUGCAUAGAAUAGAUGUAUCUGUGACAGUAGUACCUUCCUCCUGGUAUAUUUUCUUCUUGUACACGAAUAUAUCUAGAACGAGCUUCAGCGCUAUAUUUCGCGUAAUAUACCGCUUCAUACUAUUGAAUCGCUUUAAAGAACAAGCAUGGAGUAUUGGCUAUGAGACGUAGUAUUAGUUAGCACGUUAAAUUAUUAAAACUUGAGUUGCAUUUGCAAAAUCCUUUAUGAAUUUGAAGGCCAAAGUAUUCGGGGAUAAUCAACAUUCCGGUAUGCCAAAUUAGAUAUAAUGGUGGGUAAAUAUGCAUUUAAAAGUUUUUAUUUAUUUACUGCGCGCAAUAUUGUUCGCCCGAUAUAUUGAGAGAUGCUAAUAGAAUGCUUAUUCGCGCUGACACAGAGUUUAAAUUGUAUUGUCUAGGCACCGGCUAUGUCUGCAUCAGACAAACUGUUACAUACCUCUGUUAGAAAAUAUUUUUAUUGUGAACCUACAUUAUGUGUAGUAAAUUGUUUAUUUAAUCAA